Messenger RNA from Danio rerio (zebrafish), 3682 nucleotides. The record is from RefSeq and is a predicted model, not a curated record. NCBI's taxonomy places the organism in Eukaryota, Metazoa, Chordata, Actinopteri, Cypriniformes, Danionidae.
UCGGCUCUGUGUUUGCUGGGAUCCGCAGGUCUAAUGGACUGCCAGUAAGAGAUUUUCUUCCAUCCUACAUUAAGACAUGCUUUAGAAAUGUUGCUGUCAGUAAAUGUCAUGUGUCACCAUCAGGCAGGUGUGAUUUACUCUGUCUGCAGGUGGCCAUCAAGUAUGUGUCGAAAGACCGGACCCCCGAGAGACUGAAAGUUGUAAGUUCCAGUAUGAAAUAUGUUGUGUUUGCUGUGUUUGAUUCAGUCCUGGAUAUAAUGGAGGGUUUGUCCUGCAGGACGGUCAGGGUCGGCUGCCGCUGGAGGUGGCAUUGAUGACCCGUGUCACUUCAGCUCCUGCCUGCCCCAGUGUCCUGCAGCUGCUGGACUGGUUUGACCCUCCCAGACGCUACGUCCUGAUCCUGGAGCGUCCGGCUCCUUGUCAAGAUCUCCAGAGCUUCUGUGAGGAGAACGGCUGUCUGGACGAGCGUCUGACCAAGAAAGUGCUGGUGCAGCUGAUCGCAGCGCUGAAACACUGUGAGAGCCGUGGUGUCCUGCACCGGGACGUCAAGCCAGAGAACCUGCUGGUCUCCACAGAGUCCCAGGACAUCAAGCUGCUGGACUUUGGCUGUGGAGAUGUGCUGAAGAGAUCGGCCUACAAAUACUUUUCAGGCACUCCUGCAUUCGCUCCUCCAGAGUGGUUUCGCAGACGUCACUACAAUGCCACUCCAGCUACAGUCUUGUCAGUAAGAGUGACGCUCUACAACAUCCUGUGUGACUGUUUCCCCUUCAGAGGCGCACGGAGGGUCACAUCCAGAAGCAGACUGACCUUCCCUAGGAGCUUGUCAACAGGCAAGAGAUUCAGACACAUUCAAAGAGGGUAUGGCGAGCGAGCAGAAGUGUGUUGCUGUGUGUUUCUGAAGACGGUCUUGUGUGUAACAGAGUGCCGUCAGCUGAUUCGCUGGUGUCUCAGUGCAGCGCCGGCUGAUAGGCCCAGUUUAGAUGAUCUUGAGCACCAUCCCUGGUUGCACUGAACAGGUGGCCAGUGACACACUUAUCUGAAUCCAGAAGUCAUGGCUUGGGUUGUAUUGUCAGGUUCAGUGAAGAUAAACACUGCCAAUGAUUUGUAGAAGGAGAGCAGGAGUGGCAGAGGAACUGAGGAGAACAGAUGCUGUUCCUGAACUUACUCUGCUGCGUCUGUGAGGCUCUGUAUCAAGCUAGAGAAGCCGAAGUCACAAAUACACACACACACGCACACUAGCUAGUCUAUAAUAUCUAUAAUAUGACAGCAACAGGAAAAGUGUCAGCAAGACAAUAAGAAAGUUGUCUAAGUCUUAGAUAUGAAAUAAGUCCAGUAGGUGGCGACAAACAUCACUAAAUAACACAUUAGGAUGAGCUAGUGUAAACUAGCAUAAUGUGUUUUAAUUGAGAACAGCAGAAAAGAAAAGGGAAACAAACACAUAGUAUAAGAAACAAGGUUAUUAACAUCCUGUCCAAUUCUGUGCUCAAAAAAUGAACAAUAAAAUGUAUUUUAUGCCCAGUUGCAGCAGUUACUUUGGCAUUACUGCUUUCAUCUAAAUAUAGAUGUAGCAUUUCAAAACACAUUUACAGGCCAUUACACACCACACAGAUGAACAGCAACAAACAAGUCUGUUGGAGUUUGUAGGUUCAGUGUUACCCCUGUUGGUGUGUGUUGCCGUUAAUCUGUUGGUUUUCACACAAAAGCAUCCGUGUGAAUUGGCCUUAAUGUCCAGUAAACUGGAUGUUCAAUGUAGCAAAGCGAAGCAUUAGCCAAUAUUGGAAAUAACUUGAAACAUGAAGCCGGUUAGACCUGUACAGAAUGUAUAGAUGGCUUUUAAUACAGUAUAUUCAAUAAAACGUCCAAUAAAUUUUUGAUAUUACUGAUGCAUUUUAAAUGUGUCAGUGACUACGUUAACAUGUGCACGAAUAACAGAUUAUUUCCAAUAAUCAGAGUAAGGGCUUAAAUGCAACAUUACAUGUCAGGAGCUUAAUUCUGUUUACUGUACAUCAAAUUUCCAUUAUUUACGUUAUUUCCAAUACUUUGUGGUUAUUUUUCUUACUGAUGUUAUCCCCGUUUCACUUCACAGCACAAAUGACAAUUAAAGGGGACCUAUCAUGCAAAAAUCUCCUUUAUGAGGGAUUUAAACACAGUCCUGUGGUGACAGUGUGCGUAUUUGGCCAGCCGUUAUUGGUAACAAUUAAUUAAAGGGGUGGCCUACUGAAAUAUAAUAUUUUACACUUUAGUUUGUGUCUAAUGUAUCUGUGUAAACAUAAACAACAUCUCUGAAUGUAAUACACUCAAUGCAAAGGGAGACAUUGGCUUUCACAGCGUUAGCUUAGCAAAGCCUACAGCGAACAAAGUUUGGGGACUAAAAAAAAUACAUCCAGGUUAAUUAAGUCAUAAACCCCACACCCCGCUUACUGAAGCUAUUUCCACAGAGCGUCUUCUGUUUCUGUAUUUGGGCUUCCACAUAGAGAAGUGCUUACAAUUUAAUUUUAGUUAUGUUUCAGAGAAUUAUAAAAAAGAUAUAGAAACAGAUACAUCUUGCAUUUAAAUCUGUUAAGCUCAAGUGCAUCAGAUUCAUAACUACCACAGUCAUGACUAAUCUAUAAUGGUAAUACUAUGUCUGACUUACUGUUGCUCUUUAAAACGCAUGUUACUGUGCAAUUCAAAUGAGUCUGAUAUGUUUUGUGGUCUGUGUCAGCUCACGCAUAUGAUCUGCUUUUUGCUGUCACUCUCCGGGCUAAAUCUGGCCAUACCUGCAUGCUGUGGUGAUUCACAUGACAUUAACGCGAAAACACCUCAAUCACCCCAAUCACCCAAAAGAAAUCAUACUUAUGAUCUAUCCCUAUUAACAGUAGAACCAAUAUGAUCAUGUUUCUAGAACUGAAUAUAAUCGUAUCUCUCCGGACACGCAUCACUCACCUGUCAGUCAGUCAGUCAGUCGGUCAGUCAGUCUGUCAGCACGUAACCUCAAAGGGUUUAACAAAUAGCGCACAUCACUACUAUGGUUACAGAAAAAGUUUGUGCUGUUAUAAUUCACUUCCCUUUUAAUACGUUUUGGUGCAAUGAUAUUCCGCUAUCAAAAACAACAACAACAACGACUAAAUGUUUUGAAUGAGAAGCUGUAAUGUAGCCAUGGAGGGAUGCAUUUUGGUGUGGCGCCCCGCCAUGGAAAAAUGAAUGUAGCAGGAACCAUGCUCUUAAGUUCUCUGUAGUUGUCUUGACAACACAUCCCCUGUGCAGCAUCCCGUUCCCCCGCCUGUUCAGUCCACACUUUGACGGUGUGCCACUGUUCUCCUCUUAACCUGCAACUUUACGUCGGAAUUUUUUUAAACAAAAUUUACACACAGUGCGAUGUUCAGACCCCACUGCGUUAACCCCAUCAGCUAAACUCUCCCACUCUAUUUUUUUUCUUUUCUUAUUAAUUCCGGAGGACAAACUUGCAAAUAGCACUGUUUCUCUCCUGUCUACCACCGAUAGGAGCACCUCCAAUUCACAUUCUGAGAAGUUUCUCUUCUUGCUUGCUGUUGCCAUUGCUUUUUCAGUUGGUUUUGCUAGUGGAGUCAUUACCAUAUUCAUACGGGGGAGGAGGUGGGGAGGGGUUUUGAGGUUGUGCACGUGCACUCAGUUUCACGUUAAUUCGGAUGUACAAAGAGAAAAUACGUGGGAUUCCGCUUAC